This is a messenger RNA of Durusdinium trenchii, 3860 nucleotides long. The record is from the annotation of a GenBank genome assembly. Lineage: Eukaryota; Dinophyceae; Suessiales; Symbiodiniaceae.
AUGAAGUGGCAUUUCCUUACCGCCGCGCAAUGCUUUGUUCAUGCUGUGGUGAUUUACCGCCGUGGCCUUCACGAGGGCCAGCGGGAUCAAUUUGUAGAUGCGCCGAAUGGUCUCACAGCUGAGUUGCCCGCAGAUGGUUGGCAGGAACAGGCGGUACUGUGCGGUGAGGAAGACGCAAAUCCAGGAGAAACAGUUCCGCUGAGAUCGAAGCGGGGGAGGAAAGGCAAAGAGUGGCAGUCAUGUGAAGUCAUCGACGCAGAGAAAGAAAAGUCCCUACGCAUUUGUGCUCUGGACUGGUUAGCAAAGAAGGCGAUCAUCCACGACAAAUUGUUGCUGGGCAGUGUUGGAUUUAGGGCACGUUUUUGGAGCAUUUUCCAUUUUCCAGUUUUUGAAACUGAGUCUUUUUUUUUGAGCUGUCAAAGGAGCUCUUCAUCCCGGGACACCAAGCAAUGGCGAUUUUCCUGGCGCAAGAGGACAGCCAGAAUGGAAGUGGAGAUGACUGGGGACCACAAUGAGAAGCCAAUGAAAAAGAUCAAGCGAGUGCAUGCGAAGAAGUAUGGACAGAAUGCCACAGCGAGCCGUGCGCUCAUGCAGAUGGAGCGAGACGGUGCACCACAGGACCAUCGGCCAGCUUCUUGGCAACUCAAAAACUUUCGGAGGACAGAUCCGAAGACUACAGCAUGCCUGUUGGCUGAUUCGUUGGGAUCGUUGCGUUCCUUUGCGCAGAGCCCGCCAGAGAAUGUGGUGAUUGAUGAGUCCUCUGUGUUGUUGACAGAGGAUGAUGCCACGCAAGAAGACUUCAUCGAGAACCUCUUUGACAGUGUAUCAGAGCCGGCAUAUGAAGCAUUGCGCCAAUGGGAAGCUGAUCAGUUGAAUCUGGCGCUACAGCGGUCGCUGGAAGAGAACGAGGAGCAUAAAAGAGAAGUGGAGGCCAGCAAUAGGCUGAUUGACGGUCGCUUGAGAAGAGCUGCAAAAAGAACGCUCUCUGUUUUGGGCUAUGGCAACUGUCAGUUCAGCGCUGUGAUUGAGUCAGCCAAGCUCGCUAUGUCAGUUGGGCAGCUGCGGAGUGAGGUGGUGAAGGGGGGUUCUGGCCAGGAGCAGCUUCCUUUGCUGGACAGUAUGACGGAGGCAGACAGAGCAGAGUUGGAGCCGGCUGUCCAAGAGGAAGAGAGAACAUUGGAGUUGGAGCCAGCUAACCACCAAGAGGCAGAGAGGGCAUCGGAGGCAGAGCCAGCUGAGCAGGAGGCAGAGAGGGCAUUGGAGGCAGAGCCAGCUGAGCAAGAGGCAGAGAGGGCAUCGGAGCCAGAGUCAGCUGAGCAAGAGGCAGAGAGGGCAUCGCAGCCAGAGCCAGCUGAGCAAGAGGCGGAGAGGGCAUCGGACGCAGAGUCAGCUGAGCCAGAGGCAGAGAGGGCGUCGGAGGCAGAGUCAGUUGAGCAAGAGGUGCAGCAGCCUGCUUCUACUGACCCUGAAACGGCUUUACAGGCAGAGCCAGCUGAACAAGAGGACUUUGCGCGUACGCAGCAAACCGGCAGCGUGUCAACGUUCCAAAUCUUUGUGGGCGGGGAACUUUUGAUCACUGCGGAUGCUUCGGAGGCAGAGAGGGCAUCAGAGUCAGGGCCAUCUGAGCAAGAGGCAGGAAUGGCGUCAGCGUCAGUGUCAGAGCCAGCUGAUCCAGAGGCAAAAACAGCAGAUGGGACAUUGGAGCCACAGCCAGAUGACCAAGAGGCAGAAAGGGCAUCGGAGUCAGUGCCAGCUAACCAAGAGGUGGAGGAAGCUGCGCUCACUCUCCCAGAGGCUGCAAUAGAGUCAUUGGAGGUGGAGGCAGCACCAGCUGACCAAGAGGAACGUGUCGUUGCUGCUCCAGAUGAUGCUUUGCAGGCAGAAAGGUCGGAGUCAGAGCCUGGCCAAGAGGCAGAGAGGGCGGGAGAUUUUGAGCCAGCGGACCAGGAGGUGUCAGAGCCUGGGCAGUCUGAAAGUUCAGCGGACAUGGCUGCUUUGGAUAUGCAUUUGAGCGCCUCUGCCAGCGGUGGAUUCAACUUGGGUCCGUCCGCUCUAGAGGCUUGGCAAGGCAAUUUGCGGGAUCGAAUCGACCAAUGCGUGGAGAAUGAUUUGAGCAGCCCAGAGGCCCAGGGUCGCCCCCAGGCUUUGACAUCAUUUGCUGCAGAGGAUGAUGAUGACCUCUCAGACUGCUUUCCACCUGCAGUAGAAGAAUCGCCAGCUGAGCUGCAGGCUGAAGGCGCAGCUGCAGAGAAGGUUACUGUUGCUUUGUCACCAGUGCCAGUGUUCCUGGGCGCAGAAGCAGCACGCAGCCAGGAGGGUAUGCCUUCAGAGUGGACUGGCUCGGAGGGUGAGCUUUCAAAGGCGUCCUCCUCUUGCGCUGAUGAUCCUCAGAGAUGGGAGGUGGAGGCGGUGAAUGCCAUUGAAAUGCCUGAGAGCAACGUGGUUGAGGACGAAGGACGCGCCGAAGCAGCAGAGGCAAGCAAGGCAGAAGAAUCUACUACUGCGCUGGAUGCAAGAAUUGAUGAAGGGGCAGAUGAAAGGCGUGAUGAGGCAGACAAAGCAUCUGAAACUUCGGAGCCUCUUGAAAACAUCGAGAUGGACCCCACAAAGCUCAGAGGAGCUUGGCGUGGUGAGAGCGUCUCGCCAGAACGUAGGACAAAUUCUGAAGCGCUUUGGCAUAUCCUAAGGACCAAGCCUCUGCGACCGCCAAAGUCAGAAGACAACUACGACAUGUCUUCUGCGGGCGAUCCAGAUAUGACGGAAGAAGAGCGUGCACAGCAUGAGCUUGACCUUGAAGACCGCAGAGUAACGAAGCAGUCUCCAAGAUGGUGCGAAAACUAUUUGGAGCUUGUCCACCAGCAGAAAGACUGGGAUCCAGAUACUGUUUUUGGAGAGGUGCCACCCUGCGAUCUGGAUUCGGUGUUCCCAGAUGCACUCUAUAUGGAGCUGAACUUGCAGCGCACGUACAAAAAGCGUAGAGGGUCUUCAGCAAAUUGGAAAAAAGACCAGCUGAAGCCCGAUGAAAUGGCGAACUACAAGAGAAAGCUUGGUCUGAAAAAGGCCUUUGUGCCGGAGACAGAUGCCUCUUUGCUGAUGGAGCAAGGCGAGAUGAGGCGCUUGAACAAGACAGCCACGGACAAACCUUCAAAGAGUAGAAAGAGUAAGAACAAGCGGCAAGGGGAAGUACCAGCGAUAUGCCAGUUUGAAUGAUUCCUUCAUAUCAUUGAUUGCGACGCAUCAAGAGCACUAUAUGGCUUUAAUGUUAGAGAGGUACUAGCAAGUCCUGAAGUGUCGCAUUGCUGAACAGCCACAAAUUUCAAUCAUGUUGCGAUCUUUUGUGGACAUCAUUCCUCUCCAAGAGGCACAUUGAGUGAGGUUGGUUUGAGAGAGAUAAUAUGCAAACAGGUGCAAGCAAUCUCAGCACUGCGGAGGUGUACCCAUAGCAAGUUUGCAGAAUGUUGGCGUGUGUUUGUGUGUAUGACGGUGACGUGGAUUUGGAAUCUGGAUAGUUCUGGCUCACCAUGCAGGGCAUCAGCAAGCGCAAGUGCAGCUGCUGAAUAGUCUGCUGAAUAUGUGUUUACUCUUCUUGCAACAGAUAGGGUGAUGAAGGGCGCAUUGGACGCACAUCCUUGGCUUUGGCAGACCAGUUUCUGUGAUCAAGCAACAUGGAGCAUAAUUGCUCACAUAGAGGAUCAUAGAGGCAUGUGAAUGUACAGCCCGUUUGCCGCUCUCGUUGGCAGAAUGUCAAGCGGCAUGAGGCAUGAACAGCUGCACAAAAAGCAGCUAGAGAAUAUGUAACGCGUAAUUUGCGCAAUUCGAGGUGUUGUUUUUUAGACUCUGUGGAGGGUUGUCGACGCGAC